AUGUGUGACAAUGGCAGCAAUUUUGUUGGUGCCAAACGAGAACUCGACGAGCUUCGCAGAACCUUUUUAUCGCAGCAAUCUCAGCAAUCAAUCUUAUCUGAAGCAGCGGAUUCCGGUCUGGAAUUCCGUUUUAUACCACCAAGAACUCCGAACUUUGGUGGUCUGUGGGAGGCUGAUGUAAAAUCAAUGAAGCAGCACCUGCGAAGAGUCAUUGGUUUGAAAAUCCUAACCCCGGAUGAGUUGCAGACAGUCCUGGCGCAGAUUGAGUCCUGUUUAAACUCGAGACCACUUACGCCGUUGAGUAACGAUCCAUCAGACUUUGAAGCGUUGACGCCCGGGCAUUUCUUGAUACAACGCCCGCUAACCGCUAUACCAGAGCCAGCCCUCCGCGAAGUUCCGGAACCCCGAUUAUCACGAUGGCAACGAGUACAGGAAUGUCUACAGCAUAUCUGGGAUAAAUGGUCUACACAAUAA
This is a messenger RNA of Malaya genurostris, 474 nucleotides long. RefSeq lists its product as uncharacterized. Gene Ontology annotation, molecular function: nucleic acid binding. The transcript has a single exon. The record is from RefSeq and is a predicted model, not a curated record. Lineage: Eukaryota; Metazoa; Arthropoda; Insecta; Diptera; Culicidae. Gene Ontology annotation, biological process: DNA integration. Bases 1 to 474 code for a protein of 157 amino acids.